Syngnathus typhle (broad-nosed pipefish) is the source of this 4200-nucleotide messenger RNA. It is a transcript of the gene rap1gapa, whose product is annotated as RAP1 GTPase activating protein a. The record is from RefSeq and is a predicted model, not a curated record. Bases 70 to 2466 code for a protein of 798 amino acids. Lineage: Eukaryota; Metazoa; Chordata; Actinopteri; Syngnathiformes; Syngnathidae. The transcript has 27 exons. Gene Ontology annotation, cellular component: cytoplasm. Gene Ontology annotation, biological process: regulation of small GTPase mediated signal transduction; activation of GTPase activity. Gene Ontology annotation, molecular function: GTPase activator activity.
UGGUUCCCGGGAGACUGGCGUUGUCAGCACCUUCCAUCCCAUGUCCCUCAUCCUCCCUCCCAGUUUGUGAUGAAGGCGUGUAAGCAAGGAAGAGGCAGUGCAUGCGCAUGCCCCCCCCCCCACACACACACACAAACAAACACUCCGUCAAGCAGAGUGAGUCCAGCUCUCAGUGGACUCAGUCCGUGCUGUGUGUCAGCAGGUAUGCCGCAGAGAAAAAGGAGUUUCACUUUUGGAGCCUAUGGAGGGGUGGACAGGAGUUUCUGCAAGGCAAGGACCGGGAAACAUGAUGGGGGUGAGCCCAGAAUUUGCGGCGCACUAGAGCCUCUGUCAUUCCAGCCAAAACUCACACACAGCACCGUGACAACCCAGAAGACUGCUGAGUUAUUUGAAAUGAUUGAAAAGAUGCAGGGGAACAGGAUGGAUGAGCAGAGAUGCACCUUUCCACCCACGCUCAAGACCGAGGAGGACUACAUUCCCUAUCCAAGUGUCCACGAGGUUUUGGGAAGGAAGAGCCCCUUUCCUCUCAUCCUUCUCCCGCAGUUUGGCGGUUACUGGAUUGAGGGAACAAAUCACGAGCUGGGUAAUAAUCCGGACCCAUCGGAGCCGCUGCAGACUUUGUCCCCGGACACCCGCACAAAGCUGGAAUGUAACGCAACGGCCACAUUCUACCGCAAACACUUUCUGCCAAAGGAACACUUUAAUUACUAUUCAGUGGACGGCGCCCUGGGACAUCUGGUGUUCUCUUUAAAGUACGACGUGAUCGGUGACCAGGAGCAUCUCCGACUAAUGCUUAGGACCAAGCAAAAAACAUACCACGACGUCAUCCCCAUCUCCUGCCUGACUGAGUUUCCUAAUGUGGUCCAAAUGGCCAAGCUCGUCUGUGAGGAAGUCAACGUGGACCGCUUCUUCCCAGUGCUUUAUCCAAAAGCCUCGCGACUUAUUGUGACAUUUGAUGAGCACGUCAUCAGCAACAACUUCAAGUUUGGGGUCAUUUAUCAAAAGUUUGGCCAGACUUCAGAGGAGGAGUUAUUUGGCAAUAACCAAGAGAGUCCUGCCUUUGUGGAAUUUCUGGAGUUUCUUGGGGAGAAAAUUGAGCUUCACCACUUUAAAGGAUUCCGUGGAGGCUUGGACGUGACUCACGGCCAGACUGGCACAGAAUCCAUCUACUGCAACUAUGGCAAUAAAGAGGUCAUGUUCCACGUGUCCACAAAGCUGCCUUACACCGAGGGGGACACGCAGCAGUUACAGCGAAAGCGGCAUAUAGGCAACGACAUCGUGGCAAUUGUAUUCCAAGAAGAAAACACUCCCUUUGUGCCAGAUAUGAUCGCCUCCAACUUCCUUCAUGGCUACGUUGUGGUCCAAGUGGUCAAUCCGUGUUCAGACAAUGUUCUUUACAAGGUGUCCGUGACAGCACGGGAUGACGUACCUUUCUUCGGUCCCGCCCUCCCAAACCCUGCUGUCUUCAAAAAAGGCCCUGAAUUCCUUGAAUUCCUUUUCACAAAACUCAUCAAUGCUGAAUACGCCUGCUAUAAAGCUGAAAAGUUUGCAAAGUUAGAGGAGCGAACGAGGUCAGCCUUGUUGGAAACACUUUACGAGGAGCUGCACGUGAACACCCAGGCCAUGAUGGGUGUCGGGGGAGAUGACGACAAGAUGGAGAAUGGCGGCGGCGGCGGCGGCGGCGGAGGAGGCUUCUUUGAGUCAUUCAAGCGGGUGAUACGCAGCAGGAGCCAGUCUAUGGACGCCAUGGGUUUUACUUUCAAGAAGCCGCACACGGUGCCGGCUAGCCUCAGCGGAAGCUUUAACCACUGCACACCCGCAGAGAGCCCCAAAUUCCCAGGGAUAUCAUUGCUUGUCCCAGGCAAAAGUCCCAGUAAAUAUGGACGUCGAGGCAGUGCCAUAGGAAUAGGAUCAGUAGAAGAGUCUUUGAUUAUUCCGGGGAAAAGCCCCACCAGGAAAAAGUCUGGUCCCUUCAGCUCCAGGCGAAGUAGUGCCAUCGGGAUUGAAAAUAUUCAGGAAGUGCAGGAGAAAAGCAGAGAGAAUUCCCCAAACACCCAAAAGACACCCGACAGCGGCCACGUCUCUCAGGAUCAGAAAUCGGACAACUCAUCUAAUCAGAGCUCACCUGAGGCUCUCACCACCACCAAAAACAGGGCCCCAUCCAUCCCCGAGGCCAAUGACCUUUCGCGCUCCUCGUCAAACGCUAGCAGCUUUGCCAGCGUGGUGGAAGACAACGAGGUGGUGGAGGAUUAUGACACGGGCAUGGAGAGUUUGUCAUCUGCCGGGACACCACACAAGCGGGACUCUCUCACAUACAGCACGUGGAUGGACGACAGUGCGAGCAGCGCCAGUACCAACAGCCACGGCACCUCGCCAGGUCCUGCUAAAAGUGAGAGGGGGAAAGGAACAGACAUCCGCAUCAAACUCGAGCGACCUCACGAUCAGCAGUCGUCGUCGUUGAGUUGAGUUCACUGCCGUCGUACAGCGCUCGUAUCUCAGAACUGUUAGCCCGUCCCACCUGCUCGCAUUGCGGAUUUCCAUCUUCAGCAUUCCCAUCAAUCACAGCCCCUCCGGGAGAUGAGCCAGUGCAGGCGUUGGCUAUGACCGAUGUGCCGAACACGGGAGAAAAGCAACGAGCGUCGGGCACGGUUCCUCACUCGACAGCUGCUCGGUGAAGGUUGCAGCAUGCCGCAUUCACAUAUGGCAGGAGAUGCGCCAGGAGGGCCAAACUUUGGCACAGUGUGAUUUUGUGGCACUCAUUUGUGCACUCAUGGUUCCCGCAACCUGUUCUGUCUUGAUGCAUAACACGUUAGACUUUGUGUUCUUGAAUGUUUCAACUCCACAGGGUAAGAAGGAGGCUGUGAAAAUCUGUGUCAAAAUGACCUUGCGGGUUUUAAUCUGGUUUAAUUCAAAUUCAUUUUCUUUCAUUUUUAAAAGGGACAGUGUACGGCAAUUAACACUGUAAUAAAUGUGAAGUCACUCGUUAGCUGAAAGGCUAGUUUUUGUCUGCAGUCUCUUUGCCUUAUGUUACUGGACAUCCUAAAAUAAAUAAGAGUAUAUUAUCAAUAAAAGCAGUUAUUGACAUCUGCAAACAAAUACCCAAAUUGGUUUUCCAGCAUUAUAGCUAUACAGUGGUGCCUUGAGACAAGUUAACCUACUUAUUUCAAGAUGCAGUUGUCAUUGGGUAAUUUUUCUUUUCCUUUGGCAAAUACUUGAGGCCCAUAUUAAAGCGGUUUAUUAUAAUAUCACACCGAGGUUAGCUUUGACUCUUCAUUUUUCUGUAUUGUACUGACCCCUGGCGGCCAAGGUGGGCACUUCAGCGAGAGCAGUAAAGCGUAUUGAAUUGAAGCAUUUAGUUAUGAUGCGCUGAACUGUUUACCUAUUUAUACUCCCUGUAAUUACGCUACUGCUCUUUUGUUUUAUGAUAUUAUAGAGUGCUAUUUUUCUGAUAAGAAAACAUUUUAGGGGGUUUGGGAGGCCAUUCCUUUCAACGGGGAGAGAUAAUUAUGGAGUGGUCACGGAAGUAAUUAAACUUGUAUUUUAAGGCACCACUGUAUUUCUUUUAAUGGAAUCAAACCUCCCUCCCGCAGACAAUGAUGAAAGGCAGUACAGGAUUCCAACGAGUCGGUGCAGUACAGCCAAUAUAUGCUGUUUGGAAUUUGGAAGCAUGCAACAUUGACUUGUUUUAAUGCUUUGUGUUUCUUGACCACUUUUUAUUUAUUUUUCCAGUUUGGUUUUCUUUGGAUGUUUGAUUAAGUUGAUUCUGGAGUGACGUCUAUCUAGAUGGGGAUGUUCUUUUUCCUUUGCAUGAAUUUGAAUGUUUUGAACUGUGUGUGAAACAGGGGUCAACUCCUUACUCAGUACAAGAAAUUUAAAACAAGGAGUUUUUAUUGGCUUUGAAGUUGGAAAAAAUGCUCCAAAUUCAACUGCUGAUUGUGCAAAUAAAAUAUAAAAUGGGGGGUGCAAAAUUUAAAAAGGCUUGACCAAAUCAACAGUGCAUUAUUGUUCAGCACUGUACAUUUAAAAUUGUAUUUUUGAGAGCUUUUGGAUAUUGAUUCUAAAUAAUUUUCUGGCUAUUGUGUAAAAGGGAGCAUCUGUAUAUUAUCUGGAUUAUUUCAGUUGCCUUACCACAAACAAAUAUAGUUCAUGAAGCAAAUGUUUGUUGUUGUUUUUAUUGUAAAUAAAUCCCAUGCUACGUUG